AUGUUAGAGGAAGCCGUGCUUGAUGGAAAAGCAGUGCAACUGUGGGAAUUACCAGCCCGCUUGCACGCCAAUGAAUCUUUACUGCGCGAGUUCUUUGCACGCCACUUUGACCGCACUCCUGCGGCUCACAUAAAAAAGGUGGUGUUCAACAAAAAUAGUGGAGGAAACGCGGAGGGAAGAUCUGGAACCUCGCCUCGUGUGGGGGGUGAGGCCACAGUUGAGUUCUUUGAAUCGGGGGCCGUUCAUUUGGUGUUGUCUCGGAUCAUCCAACACGAGCUGGUUGAGCGGGACGAAUCCCACCACAUGGAGUUGAGGCGUGGCUUCAUUUAUUUGGGACAGGACCGCAUGCUGGUGGAGGGCGUCGUGCAUCUCGUGCAGUCGCCACCCGUGGGGAGUAAGGCUGCACAUGGCAGCAAUGCGCCCGCCGUACCGCGGAAUGAUGCGAGGCCGCCGUGUGCAAAGGGAGCCGCCGCUGCCGCUGCUGCUGCUGCUGCGACUGCCGCCACAACAACCCACACAGCUGCCGGCACCAAUGGUGAUGAAAAAAGCAAUAGCAAUAUAAUGCCUGGAGGAAACCGUGGAAUGAUCUGUGGACAAGAGGAAGAUGAAGAUGAAGAGGAGGAAGAAGAUGAAGAUGAAGAAUCGGAAAUUGAUGAUGAUGAUGAUGAUAGUGAUCCCGAUGGAAGCGAAAGAGCUGAGGGCGAGCGUCGACUGAUGUCAAGAGGCAGUGAAGCAAAUCAGCAAACCCCUUUGGCGGCCAGGACGGAUGCCGUGGUGCUCUGCAUGACGUUUGUGUGUCUAUUUGAUCGGCAUCAGCACGAGGGUGGUGCCGGUGGUCGGCAACACAAUGGCGAUGCAAAUGGCUUCGGCAUCACUCCGCACGUCGUGUUUCAACUCUUGCGGGGCAUCUGUUUGGCCCGGAAGAUCGUCAUGUUUAACCGCAGGGAUCCGCGAGAGAGUGGGGGCGGCAUGAAGCAACGAAUGGCCCGGGCUCUCGUCGAGGUGAGUGGGGAAGAGGAUGCAAAGAAGGUGGUGGACGCACUUCACGGAACAGCACUGGAGUUGGCAUACUCGGGCCCGAACGAAGACGAGGUGGAAUACCGCUGCCGCAUAUACGCGCGGUACAACGAAGACGGACGGACAUACCGACAGCUGACUGUGCCCUUGAACACAAAAACGGCGCUCAGCGUCACACCGCAGAAUAUUGCGAUGAUGGGCCCUUUGCUUCAACGCCAGAGAUAUGACCGUGAGAUGCCCGGGAAUAGCGACACGGCACGCGAAGCCCCACUGAGUGAGCCCGGUGCUAUGCAAAACAGGCAACAAAAUCAGCAACCAAAUUAUAAUCGAGAACAAGAUGGCAUCGCGGUGAGGAACAAGGAAAAUAAUGGAGGAGGUCAAGGUCGUCGUAGGAGACGACGUGAGCGUUCCGGGGGGGAAGGAAUGCAGCAGCGUUCAAACGACACGGAGAAUGUGACGAAGCGUUGCCGUCUAAGUACUGAGUGCCAAGACUUUCAUCCGCACGGGAACAAUGGUGAGGAGAGAAAAGGCGAACGACAAUGUGCGACCAAUACUCUAGAAGACGCCACGCGACCCGCGGGGACGACGGAAAAAAGCAAUUUUGACUACAACAAGCAGCAAUGGCAGCAGUGGCAGCAGCAAAAGCAACAAAAGUUGGAAAUAAAUAAGGAAACCCAGCAAUAUGAUAACCCACAGAAGCCCCUUUAUGCGAAUGUGGGAGUUGCUGCGGCGCAACAGCCGGAUGUGAAAAAGCCAUUGCCACCCGGAUGGCGAACCAUCUACUCGACUGAGUAUGAACGAUACUACUACGUGCAUCGUGACCCGGUGACUGGUGUGGAAGUGUCUUCAUGGGAGUUAACACGAAUUCCAUAA
Trypanosoma cruzi is the source of this 1890-nucleotide messenger RNA. RefSeq lists its product as uncharacterized. The coding region runs from base 1 to 1890 and encodes 629 amino acids. Lineage: Eukaryota; Euglenozoa; Kinetoplastea; Trypanosomatida; Trypanosomatidae. The record is from RefSeq and is a predicted model, not a curated record. The transcript has a single exon.